This is a messenger RNA of Cyanidioschyzon merolae strain 10D, 735 nucleotides long. Its product is annotated as mitochondrial ribosomal protein L24 precursor. The transcript has a single exon. NCBI's taxonomy places the organism in Eukaryota, Rhodophyta, Bangiophyceae, Cyanidiales, Cyanidiaceae. Bases 1 to 735 code for a protein of 244 amino acids. Gene Ontology annotation, biological process: translation. The record is from RefSeq and is a predicted model, not a curated record. Gene Ontology annotation, cellular component: mitochondrion; ribosome. Gene Ontology annotation, molecular function: structural constituent of ribosome; RNA binding.
AUGCAGGCGGGGCUUCAGCGCCUUGCGCGUAUGCCAGCAGGAGCACACGCUUGCUGGCGCAGCUGGUUAUGCAGGCCUCUGCUCGCUGAACCCGAACCAACACAGGCGGCAACGGGUGCGCAGCUCCCAGCGCUACGCUGGUUUGCAAGCAGGCCGCCUCUGCACCCGCCGCGUCGAAACGUUGGUGUGCCCUCCGCAGAGAUGCGCGGCCGAUUCGAGUCGAUGCUGGAUAGCAUUCGUACCCCGCGUUCGCCAAAACGAGAGUCGCCCAUACCACCGCGAAAGUGGAGAGUUCUUCGCGGCGACUACGUGCAGGUGAUCGGCGGCCCACCGGGCGAUAUCGGGAAAAAAGGACGUGUACUGGAGGUCAUUCGGCGGAGUAAUCGAGUUGUGGUGGAAGGCGUGAACUAUGUGAAGAAGUUUGUUCCGGCGCCGAGUGCAACCGUGGGUGGCGGCCAACGCAAACGCGUUAUCCUGACGGAGGGCCCGCUGCAUGUCAGCAACGUGGCAAUCGUGUGUCCAGAAACUGGUCUGCCGACGCGCGUUGGCAUUCGAUGGCUCGAAGAUGGGACCCGAGUACGAAUCAGCAAGCGAAGUGGUGCGAUUAUCCCGCGUCCGGAGAUACUUCGCCAGCGCCGAACACCGCGACCUUUCGAUGGGCGCGUCCUCGAGUCGCAUGUGACUCGUGUUCAGGAUGCGCAGCGCCGAACGCUGCCUGCAGAGCCCGGAACCUAG